Tetranychus urticae (two-spotted spider mite) is the source of this 699-nucleotide messenger RNA. NCBI's taxonomy places the organism in Eukaryota, Metazoa, Arthropoda, Arachnida, Trombidiformes, Tetranychidae. The record is from RefSeq and is a predicted model, not a curated record.
AUGGCGACCAUUGAAAUGAAAGCUAAUAUAAAAUUGCUAGUCAGUCAAAAGCGUACCAACAAAGAGAUUCAAGAGCAAUUAGCCCGAAAUUUCCCUGAUUUGAACCCGUCUAAGACUACAAUCAAUAGAUGGAUUCGAGAGUUCAGAUGUGGCCGAGAAAGUUUGGAAAACCAGACUCAAAGAGAAGGAGUAGUGCAAAUCGAUUACCCUCGACUUUUGGCCGCCGUUAGUGCCGAUCUUAAGGCUGACAAAAAACUUUCGAUUCGGCAAUUGGCUGACAAGCAUCGGACAUCAACACAAACGAUGCAUAAUGUGGUCACGAAUCUCCUUGGCAAGAAAAAGCUAACUCCUGUUAAGGUUCCUCAUACCCUCAACAUAAGCCAAAAAGAGUCUCGAGUUAAGUGCAGUGAAGCUAUGUUAAAGCUGUAUAAUAGGGGCAAACGUGAUUUCAUCGAGAAUCUUUUCACCAUGGAUGAGACAUGGUUGUCCAUAUAUGACCCAGAGUCUCGAACUGAGUCAAUGGAAUGGGUCAGUGAUAGGUCCGAGCUCUCGCAAGUCGCAACAUCAGAUAGACGUGACCCUAAGGUUAUGACCUGUGUUUAUUGGUAUUCCGGAGGAAUUUUGAAAUUUUUUUGGUGUAAUCAAGGAACCACAAUCAAUGGUGAAAUCUAUCGCGAACAAUUGAAGGACAUCGAAUAG